This is a messenger RNA of Thamnophis elegans (Western terrestrial garter snake), 2281 nucleotides long. Its product is annotated as cadherin-1-like. Gene Ontology annotation, molecular function: hydroxyisourate hydrolase activity; cadherin binding; calcium ion binding. Bases 34 to 2154 code for a protein of 706 amino acids. Gene Ontology annotation, cellular component: plasma membrane; adherens junction; catenin complex. The record is from RefSeq and is a predicted model, not a curated record. Lineage: Eukaryota; Metazoa; Chordata; Lepidosauria; Squamata; Natricidae. Gene Ontology annotation, biological process: calcium-dependent cell-cell adhesion; purine nucleobase metabolic process; cell-cell junction assembly. The transcript is spliced from 15 exons.
ACUUGGCCCCACGGAGAGCAGAGGAAGAGGACGAUGGGCUGCCUGGGGAUCAUGCUGCUGCUUUGCCUCACCUUCCUCCUUCAGGAGACCCCUCCAUCUGCUCAGGCGGAGGAGCUGUAUUUCCCACGGUCUUCGUCUGGCCUGAGGCGGCAAAAGAGAGACUGGGUCAUCCCGCCGAUUCUUUGCUCGGAGAAUGAGAGGGGCCCUUUCCCCAAGAAGCUGGUGGAGAUCAAGUCCAGCAAAGAGAAAGAGGAGACCGUCUACUACAGCAUCACUGGGCAGGGGGCCGACAUCCCUCCAGUCGGCACCUUCACCAUCCAGAGGGAGACCGGCUGGCUGAUGGUGACUCGCCCGCUGGACAGGGAGACGAUUCCCCGCUACCAGCUCUUUUGCCAUGCGGUGUUCGCCAAUGGCCAGACGGCAGAGGGACCCAUGGAGGUGAUCAUCAACAUUAGUGACCAGAAUGACAACCGUCCCGUCUUCACGCAGAGCGUCUUCCGAGGGUCCGUGGAAGAGGGAGCGAAGCCAGGAACGUCGGUGAUGACAGUGACGGCCACGGAUGCAGACGAUGCCGUAGACUCCUAUAAUGGGGUCGUCACUUACUCCAUCCUCAGCCAGAAACCGGAGCCGGACAGACGGAUGUUUACCAUCAAUAAGGAAACCGGCAUGAUCAGCGUGGUUGUGUCAGGUCUGGACCGAGAGAGGAUCCCCCAGUACACCCUGGUUCUCCAAGCGGUUGACAUGCAGGGAAACGGCUUAAGCACCACUGGGACGGCUGUGAUUACCAUCACCGAUGCAAACGAUAACCCGCCGAUCUUCAACCCCUUCAUGUACAACGUGAUUGUGCCGGAGAAUGAGGUGGGGGCCCCGGUUGCCACCCUGAAGGUCACAGAUGCAGAUGAAGAGAACAGCUCAGCUUGGAAAGCCAAGUACAGCAUUGUGAAAGGGAACGAGGAGGCUAACUUUGCGGUCACUACUGACCCGGGCACCAACGAUGGUCUUUUGACUACGGCAAAGGAACUGGAUUAUGAGGCCAAAAAGCAGUAUAUUCUCCACGUGAUCGUAGUGAACGAGGCUGAAUUCUCGGUCCAGCUCUCGACCUCCACGGCCACCGUCAUCGUCAAUGUGAGCGAUAAAAACGAACCCCCGGUCUUCCUCCCCACCGAACUGAAGGUGUCACAGCCUGAAGAUCUUCCCAUUGGACACUCGAUAGCGGAGUACCCAGCCCAGGACCCAGACAAGUUCAUGGAUCAGACCCUCAGGUACUCGGUGAGGAGCGACCCAGCUGGCUGGCUGAAAAUUGACCCUGAAACCGGCCUGAUUACGUCAAGAGCCGCCCUAGACCGAGAGUCAGAUUUUGUGAAGGAUAAUAUCUACAAAGCCAUAAUUGUGGCAAGUGACAGUGGAAACGAGCCGGCCACCGGCACAGGGACUCUCCUUUUGCAUCUGGAGGAUGUGAAUGACAACCGCCCCGUCUUCACGCAGAGCGUCUUCCAAGGGUCCGUGGAAGAGGGGGCGAAACCAGGAACGUCGGUGAUGACAGUGACGGCCACGGAUGCAGACGAUGCCGUAGACUCCUAUAAUGGGGUUGUCACUUACUCCAUCCUCAGCCAGGAACCGGAGCCGGAGAGACGGAUGUUUACCAUCAAUAAUGGAACCGGCCUCAUCAGUGUGUUUGUGUCAGGUCUGGACCAAGAGAAAGCCCCCAAGUACACCCUGAUUGUGCAAGCUGCAGAUAUGAUGGGCCAGGGCCUUUCCACCACUGCAACCGCAGUGAUCCAGGUUGCCAGUCCCAGCGAGGGCCACCACACAUCCCUGAGCGUCCAUGCACUGAACGUGCUCACUGGCCUUCCUGCCACCGGCCUGGCUUUCCACCUCUCUCGGCUCCCAGCCCCCAACCAGGCCUGGAUGGAACUAAUGACCAGCGCAACCAGCACGGACGGCUGCAUGGACAGGAGCAAGUUGGCCUCCCUGCCGCUGGAAAGUGGCACCUACAAGCUGCACUUUGCCACCGGAGAGUACUGGCAGCAACAGGGCCUCACCAGCUUCUACCCUUACGUGGAAGUGGUCUUCACCCUCACGGGGGCCGAAGAAAAGGUGCACAUCCCGCUGCUGCUCAGCCCCUAUUCCUACGUGACCUACUGGGGGAACUAGUGCGAGAGGCACGGCUUCCCUCCGGAGGGCUGCUUUGGGAUCCGGGACCGCCCCCGAGGCCAGCUGUGAGGCCGGCUCAGGCUGUCCUCUGAGGAAAGCCAAGACUAAUAAAGGAUCUACCUUGAAA